Molecule: messenger RNA, 777 nt
Organism: Pteropus alecto (black flying fox)
Lineage: Eukaryota; Metazoa; Chordata; Mammalia; Chiroptera; Pteropodidae
Gene: CCDC172
Product: coiled-coil domain containing 172
Exons: 9
Coding region: 1-777 (258 amino acids)
Cellular component (GO): cytoplasm
Source: RefSeq, a predicted model, not a curated record
AUGAGUUUAGAGUCCCUGUUCCAGCAUAUCAUCGUCUCUGAGCUUCAGGCCAAGGAGAGUCGCCGCCUGAUGCGAGAAGUCAGGUCGGAAAUAAACGGAUGUCGUGAAAAAAUUAAAAAAGCAACGGAGGAGCUGAAUGAAGAGAAAAUCAAGUUGGAAUAUAAGGUAUAUCUAUUUUUUGAAAAAUCCUUCCUCUUACAGCUUUUGAAAACUCAUGAAAAUGCUUUAGAAAGGCAGUGCAGUGAAAUUACAGACCAAAGGAAUAUGCUUCUCCAAACCUUUGAGGCUAUGAAGAAAAAAGUGACAGAGGAGGAGGAAAAAUUUAUUAAGGAAAUUACACAUUUCAAUAAUGAGUAUGAAAUAACAAAGAAAAGAGAGCUUUUGAUGAAAGAAAAUGUGAAGAUUGAAAUAUCCGACUUAGAAAACCAGGCAAACAUUUUGAAAAGGGAAAUGAAGUCAAUGGAACAUGACAAUGGCCAGUUAAAUGAACUUCAAAAGCAAAAGAAUGAACUAAUGCAAGAAUUAUUUACUCUUCAGAGAAAAAUUAAAGUUUUUGAAGAUAAAGAGAAUGAAGCCAUUUGUACUACAAAAUACCUAGAGACAGAAAAAAUAAAAAUCAAUGAAAAGCCUCAAAAUGAUGCUGAGUGCUUAAGACUUAAAAAAGAAUUAGAACUUUAUAAGGAAGAUGACAUGCAAAGUGUUCAUGAAGCUCUCCAAGCAGAAAUCGAAUUUUUGGAGUUGACAUUGGCACAGAAAGAUCUUCAGGAAAACAAAUAA